CUUGCCCUUAUCGGUCACACAUUUUUCUGCGGUUCUCCUCGACUGGCUCGCGUGAUAAUUUGGAAGCAAUUUUCUCGGAUUUUGAGGGCCCAGACAAACGUGCUUCGACAUUCCAUCUAUCGGAAUGUGUUCCCGGUGGACGGGUCUAUUGCUGGCCUUAGCCAUUUUUGCGGUUCCUAGCCGGGCCAGUGAGGUUUUCGGUUGCGGCGGCUUCAUCAAAAAUGCCAACUCCGAUCUCGACUUCAGCAAAGUGGAAGUGGGGCUGUUUAAUCAGAAGGGCAGUUUGAAAAUCAAAACGGACUGCUCCCCCUCGAAUGGUUACUACUUCAUUCCGCUGUACGAUAAGGGGGAUUACCUGCUCAAGGUGAUUCCUCCACCGGGUUGGAGUUUUGAACCGGAACAGGUUGCGAUCAAGUUCGAUGGGGUAUCGGACAUUUGCAGUCUGGGAAAGGAUGUGAAUUUCAUCUUCAAGGGUUUCGGCAUUACCGGUAAGGUGGAAGUCUUCCAACAAACGACUGGAGCCAAGGGGGUGCAGGUGGAGUUGCGGUCCGAAUCGAACACCAAGAUCGGCCAAACGUUUACCGAUUCCAAUGGAGUCUUUUCGUUUACGCCCAUCAAAUCUGGAAAAUAUGUCAUCAAAGUGAAGCACGACAAGUGGCGCUUCGUUAAGGAGGACCUGCAGGUAACGGUAACAACCGGCAACACCGAGAUCCCACCAAAGUCCCUGAUGGUUUCCGGUUUCGAUGUGGAGGGCAGCGUUUCGAGUGAUGGUCAACCUUUUGCGAACGUUGGCUUUCUGCUGUACGCCGAAAAGGACGCCCCUACGAUGGUGGCAUGCUCUUCGGAAGGUAUCCCUGCGGUGCGUGGAACCGAUCCCAAAUACAAUGCUUCCCCUCGAUGCUUCGUGGAAGCAUCUAAAGCCGGAACAUUCGUUUUUCCUGGGGUAUCUUCUGGAAAGUAUCGAAUUGUACCGUACUUUAGUCAGAAAGCAAUCAAAUUCCACAUCAGACCGGAGGCUUUGGAAAUCGAAGUGGUCCGAGAUAGUUUUAAGCUGAGGGAGAACUUUGAGAUUACCGGAUUUAGCGUCAGUGGAAAAGUGCUACAGGCAAUUGGAGGAUCAGGAGUUGCCAAUGCCAAGGUUAAACUGAACGGAAAGGAAAUUGCCACGACUGGUGCUGACGGUAGUUAUACUUUGGACAAUAUUCAAUCUGGAACGUAUACUAUUCAGGUAUCGGCAAACGAUUUGCACUUCAAGGAUCGAAUCGUUAAGAUUACUCUCAGCAAUCCGGAGCUUCCCGAUGUCAUCGUUUCCGGUUUUAAGGUUUGUGGUCAAGUAAUUUCCAAACAAACGCACCGAGUUUCCAUCGCCGAUAAGGGCUCAUCGUUCCACGUGGAAGUUUCGACCAAGCCAGAUUCAGCAGGGGAAUGGUGUACCUUCCUCGAAAAUGGCCACUACUCGGUUCAGGUUUUGACGAGUGAACAAGAACAGGCCGCUGGUGUCCAAUUCUUCCCGCUAGUUCAAUCGAUUCACGUUGAUCGAUCUCCCUUGAGCGGAAUUAUUUUCUCGCAGCUUCGCGCCACUGUUUCCGGUGAAGUUCGUUGCCUCGCUGACGCCGGCAACAGUUGUACCGAUGACAUUACCAUCACUUUGGCUUCGCUAGAUUCGAACGGAAAUCCUACUGGUCAACAGAUUAAGUCCGAGCUUCAAGGUGGAAAGUAUGCGUUCGCAAAUGUGCUUCCCGGAAGUUAUGAAGCAAGCGUUCCGAAAACGAAACUUUGCUGGCAAUCAAACACGGUACGGAUUAAUGUUAAAUCUACUCAAGAAACCGUUCCUGCCUUCGUUCAGAACGGUUAUCUGGUAUCCUUGAUAGCAAGUCACUCUGCCAAGAUGAAUUAUAAGCAACAAAGCAAUGAAGAAAACGUGAAAACCGAAGAAAUGACUCUUAAAGCAGGUGUGAACAGCUUCUGUGUCAAAAAGGCUGGAACCUACGACGUUAGCUUCUCGGGAUGUCACAAAUACGACGAAAGUGUUCCAAGGAUAUUUGAUACCCAAUCUUCAGCUCCUCUGUACGUCAAUGCCAUUAAGCAUCGGAACACCGUUAAAAUUCUAGCAGAAGAAAAGAGUACUUACAAAACUAAACUCUCUUCCGGAGAAACCAUCGAAUUCCAAUUAACCACCGAGCGCACCGGUUCCCACCACAUUUAUUACCACGACUUUUUCCUCGAACAAGGGGAAAAACUGACCCUAAACCCCAUCAGCGACAUCAUGCUGUUCCAUCCCACCGAACUAGAAAUCGCCGGUGGUUCCGACUGCACCGAAGUGCCAACUAAAAUAGUUGCCAACAAGGGUUUACUGAUCAACGGCAAAACGAAUCCACCCAUCAAGGAGGCCAAAAUUACGCUUCUUUUCCCGAAAAAUCCGGAACUAUCUCCAUUGGUUGAGCAAACCAACGAGCGAGGAGAGUUCCGCUUUGGACCCAUUGAUUCUGGCUUGAUAGUGGAACUGUCGGCCGAGAAGGAAUCUUACGUGUUCUCGGCCUUUGAUCGAGCUACUAAUAGUUUUAGCGGCCAUAAGCUUUGUGAGAUCAUUGUAACCGUUAAGGAUGAUGCCGGAAAUCGUUUGCCGGGAGUGUUGCUGUCCCUGUCCGGUGCCGAAAGCUAUCGAAAGAAUCUGGUUACAGGUGAAGACGGUACCAUCAAGUUCCACUCCCUUUCUCCCAGUGAAUACUAUCUGCGGGCGAUGAUGAAGGAGUAUGACUUUAAGCCGAACUCGAAACUGAUCGAGGUCAAGGAAGGCGCCACGGUGAUGGAAGAGCUUCGUGGAACAAGAACCGCAUUCUCGAUAUUCGGUUCCAUCACCUCUCUCAAUGGGGAACCUUUCCAAUCGGUAACCGUAGAGGCUGUGACCGACGAUCAAUGCGGAAACCAUCUGGAAGAAGCCACCAGCGAAUUCAACGGCCAGUACAGGAUCAGAGGUCUGCACCCAGGAUGCCAGUAUCGUGUUCGUGUGCGAACUGUUGGUUCAAACGUCGAUCGUUCGAUCCCUCGGGAAAAACUGAUCACCAUCGAAAAGGGAGAUGUUCGUGACGUAAACAUGAUCGCCAUCAGCCCUAUCACGUUUGUCGAUGUCACGGUUCGAGUGCUAGCUUCCGAAAACGAUUAUUACAAAACUCUCAAGAUCUACCUGUAUAAAAAGGGUAGCGAUACACCGGUCCACUCGCAGCGAAUCGAAUCUCCGCUGAAUCCCAAAUCCAAAUUCAACCCCGGCAUAAUGGUGUUCUUCCCGCGGAUUCCUUUCGACGGCAAAACUUACUACAUCGAGCUCACCUCAACCCUGUCGGACAAGAACUAUAAAUACUCGCUACCGCAGGUCCAAUUCACCGCCAACGGCAGCAGCUUCUUUGCGGAGAUGCACUUCCGGCCGGAGCUUCGUACCGCCGAGGGAGAUCUCAACCAAAAUUCCUUCUCCGCCAUCAUACUCAUCUUCCUGGUUGGGUUCAUUUUCUUCAAGCAGGAUCUGGCCCUGGAGCUGCUAGGUUUGGCCUGGGGCAAACUUAGCACCGGAGUCGGUGAUCUAGUCAGCAAAUCUAAGCCAAAAGAACAAAAGUACGAACCGGUUGCCAUCGAUGAGAAGGAGAUCGACAAGCUGGCCUCCAGCAUCAAUGCAAUCAAGAAGAAAAAGGUGAAGAAGGUUAACUAGGGAGAGUGCGGUGGCGGCUGGUAAGUUUAGUUUUAAUUUAAUUUUGUUUUGUUUUUGAAUCGUUUCUUCAAAGUGAAGGAACUUGGAGAAUUGUGCAACCGAAAAAAAUUGGGCGGUAUAAACGUUCGGUGCAAAUACAUCGAUACAGAUAAAA
Messenger RNA from Uranotaenia lowii, 3854 nucleotides. Its product is annotated as BOS complex subunit NOMO1. The coding region runs from base 125 to 3700 and encodes 1191 amino acids. Gene Ontology annotation, cellular component: endoplasmic reticulum membrane. The transcript has 5 exons. The record is from RefSeq and is a predicted model, not a curated record. Lineage: Eukaryota; Metazoa; Arthropoda; Insecta; Diptera; Culicidae. Gene Ontology annotation, molecular function: carbohydrate binding.